This is a messenger RNA of Rhizophagus irregularis DAOM 181602=DAOM 197198, 879 nucleotides long. RefSeq lists its product as uncharacterized. Lineage: Eukaryota; Fungi; Glomeromycota; Glomeromycetes; Glomerales; Glomeraceae. The record is from RefSeq and is a predicted model, not a curated record. Gene Ontology annotation, molecular function: protein binding.
UUUUUUUUUUUUUUUGUGUUUAAAAAAGAAAAGAAGACUCUUAUAAAUAAAAAAGUGAAACAAUGUCAUCAUCAGUAUCAAUGGUAAAAUCUACUAAAAGGUUGGGAGGAAAACAACCAAUCAUUCGACUUUCUCCUUUACAUCCACGAUCAAUAUUUUUAAUUCUUCAUUUAACUAUUUAUUUACAAAUUUUCACAUAUUUAACACCACAAGACUUAUAUUCAUUAUGUUCAGUAUGUAAAAAAUUUCGUAAAUUAUUAUGGUCGACCAAACAAUCCAUUCAAGAUAUAUGGAAAUCAUCUAGAAUACAUAAUUUGACUUAUCCUUCUCUUUCACCACCAUCAGAUAUGACUGAACAACAAUAUAUUUGGUUGACUUUAUUGGCCAAACGAUGUAAAUUUUGUAAUAAUAGUUAUAAUAAAUUUGGGUAUAGUGUUUGGGUUAAAAGAGAAGCUUUAUGUAGUAAAUGUUUUUCCGAAAAAACUUUAUUAGUAAGAGACAAAGUGUUUCCAAAAUAUUUACCACAAGGAUUACUCGAUUGUAUACCAUAUACUAAAUUUAUGACAUGGUCAAGUGAAAAAUUACGAGCCUAUUGGAUUUCUGAUAUUAAAUUGGCUAAAAAAGAAUAUUCACUAUUAAAAUCUAAUAAACAGAAAAAAGAUUGGAUGAUUAAAAAAGAAAAGGAAACCAAAGAAAUCAUGAGAAAAGUAAACGCUUAUGAAAGACAGGACGAUGUAGCUUAUUUUAAUAAUUUAUACAUUAGUAAUUAUUAAUAUAUUAUAUAUUUUGCAUGUUUUGUAUCGUAUUUUUGUAUUUAUGUAUGUAAAAUUUUCUUUCAAUAAUAAAAAUUUAAUGGCUCUAUAUCAUUUAAACAUGGCG